GCAAGAUGUUGGAAGCGGCCGGGCCGGACCCGGAGCUGGACCCGGAGGACCUGGUGCACUUCUCGGUGGGGGACCUGCCCAGCCGGGGCUACGGCGUGAUGGGCGAGAUCCGCCGGCAGGGCAAGCUCUGCGACGUCACCCUCAAGGUCGGGGACCACAAAUUCAGCGCCCACCGAAUCGUCCUAGCAGCUUCCAUCCCGUACUUCCACGCCAUGUUCACAAACGACAUGAUGGAGUGCAAGCAGGAUGAAAUCGUCAUGCAGGGCAUGGACCCAAGUGCGCUGGAAGCUCUGAUCAACUUUGCCUACAAUGGACACCUGGCCAUCGACCAGCAGAACGUCCAGUCCCUGCUGAUGGGCGCCAGCUUCCUGCAGCUGCAGAACAUCAAGGACGCCUGCUGCGCUUUCCUCAAGGAGAGGCUCCAUCCCAGGAACUGCCUGGGCGUGCGCCAGUUUGCCGAGACCAUGAUGUGUGCCGUGCUCUACGACGCUGCCAACAGCUUCAUCCACCAGCACUUUGUCGAGGUGUCCAUGUCGGAGGAGUUCCUGGCCCUGCCCUUCGAAGAUGUCCUGGAGCUGGUUUCGAGGGACGAGCUCAACGUCAAGUUGGAGGAGCAGGUCUUCGAAGCCGCCUUGGCCUGGGUGAGGUACAGCCGUGAGCAUCGAGAGAGCUGCUUGCCGGAGCUCCUGGCCAAAAUCCGCCUGCCCCUCUGCCGGCCUCAGUUCCUCACGGACCGCGUGCAGCAGGACGACCUGGUUCGCUGCUGCCACAAGUGCAGGGACCUUGUGGACGAAGCGAAGGACUUUCACCUCAUGCCCGAGCGCCGCCCGCACCUCCCGGCCUUCAAAACGCGCCCCCGGUGCUGCACCUCCAUCGCUGGCCUCAUCUACGCCGUGGGAGGCCUCAACUCAGCAGCAAAUUUCUACGCAGGUGACUCGCUGAACGUGGUGGAGGUCUUUGACCCGAUUGCCAACCACUGGGAGAAGUGCCAGCCGAUGACGACCGCUCGCAGCCGGGUGGGGGUGGCCGUGCUGAACGGACUCCUGUACGCCAUCGGUGGGUACGACGGGCAGCUGCGGCUGAGCACGGUGGAAGUGUACAACCCGGAGACGGACUCCUGGUCCAAAGCGGGAAGCAUGAACAGCAAACGCAGCGCCAUGGGAACGGUCGUUCUGGACGGACAGAUCUAUGUUUGUGGCGGGUACGACGGCACGUCCUCGCUCAACUCGGUGGAGUUGUAUUCCCCUGAGACAGACAAGUGGGUGGAGGUGACCCCCAUGAGCUCCAACCGCAGCGCAGCCGGCGUCACCGUCUUUGAGGGCAGGAUCUUCGUCUCCGGCGGCCACGAUGGGCUACAGAUCUUCAACAGCGUGGAGUACUACAACCACCACACGGCCUCGUGGCACCCCGUGGCCAGCAUGCUGAACAAGCGCUGCCGGCACGGGGCGGCAUCCCUCAGCAGCAAGAUGUUCGUCUGCGGCGGCUACGACGGCUCGGGCUUCCUCAGCAUCGCGGAAGUGUACAAUUCCAUGGCGGACCAGUGGUAUCUGAUAGUUCCCAUGAACACACGGCGCAGCCGGGUCUCCCUGGUGGCCAACUGUGGCCGCCUGUACGCCGUGGGAGGCUACGACGGACAGUCCAAUUUGAGCUCGGUAGAAAUGUACGACCCGGAAACCAACCGCUGGACGUUCAUGGCCCCGAUGGUGUGUCACGAGGGGGGGGUUGGGGUGGGAUGCAUACCCCUCCUGACUAUUUGAGCACGUGGGGGUGGGGGCCACCGCAUGCAAGCCGUAACAGCCCGGGCCAAGGAAGGACCCCCUCCCCCAGAGAAAGACCCUGCAGGAGAGGCUUGCAUUCUGCCAGGCGCGGUACAGCAUUCCUAGGUGCUUGGAGCACGGAUGCCCUGGAAACACAGAGACGGCUCGCCCAUCUGAGCCGUGCUGCCCUCGAGACGGCUGGAGCUUGGCCGUCCGGGCCGCGUGGAUGAAGGAUGCCCGCCUCUUUCUCUGCCAAACUUCCGCCUCCCGUCGUGCGGUCCCUUUGCUGAUGCUGCCAUGGCCCGUUGAUGUCAGAGGCGCGGUCCCUCGGGGGCCGCUUGAUGUCUGGUGCGAGAAGAUGCUUCUUACGGUGUCCUCUUGAAAGCAGAGAAGGGAGGAGACACGACAGAGAUGCCACCUCCUUUGUGUUCAGGGCAGGUGUCCAAUGCUCUCCCCCCCCAACACACACACACACACACUCAGUUCCAGUAACUUUAUACACCUGCAGAUCAUCCGUUUUCCAGCUGAAAGGGAAGGGAGCUGGAAAGCGAAGUUUGCUCCCACCCCCACACACCAAAGGGGCCUGGUGCACAUAUAAAGACCUCUGCGAUCAGUAGCUUUUCCAUUUGUCUCCGUGCUCAUUUCGUCUGUGUGCAGAAGGUAAGAAGAUGGCGAGUCUCCGGAAGUGAACAGAUGAGGCCGAGGGGAAGGUGGGGAUCGCGGCCUCUCAUCAGCAGCCCGCCCUGGAGGAGAGCUGCAUUUCCGGUUCCCCAGGGCCAUGGGAAAGGCUUGCGGCCACAGAAGUGAGCCAGUUACACCCAUGAGGUUGAGCCAGUGUUGUACUUCGUGUCGGUUAAAGAAAUAGUUUUGAGAGUUGUGCAGGCCUAGCGAGUAACACAAGGACUUUCAAAGCAGAAAACCAUCCCCUGAGUUGCUGGAACAGGCUUGCUUGCCCCGCAUCAGCGGUGCACCCGCCGGGUCGCCAGGUUGGUGGGUGCCGGGGCGGAGGGGGCCGGGUGUGGCUAUCACGGUCACCAUUCUGUCUGCUCCUGCACCUCUGUCUUUGGCGGCAGCUCCCUGCAAUCGGAGCACCAGCCUUACACCAACAGCCAGCCCUCCCGCAAAAACAUCCCUGAUUACCCUGAACGGGGAGGGGAGGGGAGGGGAGGGGAGGUGGCCGCAUCCUUUUCGGUUCUGGGAGGCUCCCGCUUUAGCGUUUUUCCAGCUCUUGCAUGGUGCCCUUCGUGUUCCAGCUCUCCCGUCUGCUUGACGAUUGCCAUCAAAUACCUUGUCCCCUUGCAAGGAGCUGAAAUGCCAGCUGCUUGUAGCAGGGAGAGCGAGCGCCUGGGUUUUGCGGGGUGGGGGGGACAGGAACAGGCCAAGCGCAGAUCCUCGCUUGCUGCCGAGGUGAAGAGGCGGCAUUCAGGCUUUAAUUGGCUUUAAUGGGCAACCGGGCCUGAGGGGCCGCGCCUGUUGAAGAAGAGGCUGCUCGGCCUCCGCGUGAGCAAGUGCCGUAAUGGCCAGUCCCCUCCUUGAGCCAGGCGUGGCUGCUGCAGCUGCCCUCGGCUGGGCUGACCGCCCAUCGGGUUGCCAAACUUAAGUCGUCCAGCGGAGGCUUGUCUUUCACAUCGGACAAAGCAGCAGCAUCGGAACCAGAUGGAGCGCGGUGGAGGGAGAGGAAGGGUCCCCUGAAGAUGCAUGAGACGGUGGAGGGUCCGCUCUACCUUUCUAGCAUUUUUCAGUCUGAACGUCACCAAACCAGCCACUCUCCAGUUUUGCACAAAGGUCAAACGGUCAUUUAAUUCCUUGGAAGUCCCCUCUCCCUCCCAAGUUAUGUCCCUUGUCUUAAAUCGCUCUUAAAUUUGGCCCCUGCCUGAUCCGCCCCACGUGGGGGCCCUCAGUGGCUCUUGCCAGCCCGCCUCCCCCAUGCAAAGGGGCUUCGCAGCCCUGGCGGGAUGAGCCAUUCCACACCGUCCGGGCUGCAGGAGGGACUCUGCCCUUGAGAGCUCAUUGCAGUGGCACCCCGGCCUCGCAUGCCCCUGCGGACCAGCCCUUCCGGCGCAGGAGCCGCUGGGAACAGCACUGCGGUGGCCAGUCCUUGAAACGAGGCGGAGGGUGCCUCCACCUGCCUGUGCUGCCUCGACUCCUCCAGGUGCUCAGUGAGCGGCAGGUCCCUUGUCCUCUGGCCAGGGAAGUGGGCCUCCUCCCCGCACUCAGGGCCCCGGGCACGUGGUGCCAGCAGCGGGCUCCCGUGUCCUCCCAGAAAGUGUGGAGCACCUCCAGAGGGUCACAGUGGGGCGGCCGCUCUUACAGACCCUGCCUGCCUCCCCCCCACUUUGCUCUUUGGAGCAUCUCCUGCCCUCCAGAGCGACUCUGGAUGCAUUGGAGAUCGCCGUGGUCUUAUUUCCUGCGGUACGUGGCAGGGCUGUGGGUUUUAUUCUCUGUGCUUGUACCUGAGCAGCAUUUUGGAUUUUCAUGCUGCAGAAGUCAAGCAGUUUCCCCUCCAGACGCAAAUCCCAGUGCGGCCAGAAGCAAAGAGCCUUCUGGGCCAGGACUAGUGAGUCUCUCUGAGCGCUUGCAGGUCUCUAGAAACGGAAAUGUGUUCCGAAAGCGCUGUGACUUCUUGCAGUGGCUGGUGAUCUCUCAAAGCACAGGGAAGGGCACGGGAUGGUAUCCAUCCCACAUCCAUUUAACUUGAAGGAAAUGUCUUUCUCAGAUGGUCAGUAGAUCUUUCCAGUUUGUGAAUGUGACUCGUCUUCCCCAACCUUUCUCCGUGAACCCAUCCGCUAAGGUCCGUAUGUGGUGUGGGAUCACAGGGCUGUUCAUUCAAACUCAAGAUCUUCCGUGUCCCCAGGUGAAUACCUGUUUGAGUCCAUCGGGGGCAUGGAAACCGUGUUGGCGGAGCAGUUUGCAGCACCUUGGCCAGGAGAGGCUUCCUCACCGCCCUCGUGCAAAUCAAAGUGCCAUGGAGGAUCGCCGGCCUUCCGCAACAGCCGGCGUGCCCGUAUUCUCUCCCAGACGGAGGCACUUCACUCCCCACAGCAAAGGAAUGCGCUUGCGCUCUUCACGACAUGCCAAGAUGCUACCACUUUGCAAUGGGCUGCAUCUGAACAUUGCUGCUGCAGAGUUUGUCUGUUGUGGAUGUGGAUGUGGAUGUCUAAAUAUGUAUACAUCUAUCUAUUGAUGAUCUGUGUAUAAAAUGGUUGUUUCUCGUGGGCA
Varanus komodoensis (Komodo dragon) is the source of this 4976-nucleotide messenger RNA. It is a transcript of the gene KLHL18, whose product is annotated as kelch like family member 18. The transcript is spliced from 10 exons. Gene Ontology annotation, molecular function: protein binding. The coding region runs from base 6 to 1757 and encodes 583 amino acids. The record is from RefSeq and is a predicted model, not a curated record. NCBI's taxonomy places the organism in Eukaryota, Metazoa, Chordata, Lepidosauria, Squamata, Varanidae.